Messenger RNA from Carcharodon carcharias (great white shark), 2605 nucleotides. Its product is annotated as UDP-glucuronosyltransferase 2A2-like. The transcript has 2 exons. Gene Ontology annotation, molecular function: UDP-glycosyltransferase activity. The record is from RefSeq and is a predicted model, not a curated record. Lineage: Eukaryota; Metazoa; Chordata; Chondrichthyes; Lamniformes; Lamnidae. The coding region runs from base 98 to 1723 and encodes 541 amino acids.
UAUUACACAACCAGAAAUUCAUUUGUACUUUGAGCUGACUAGAUGCUGAAAAGUGAAUGUUGGAAUCUCUGCUACCAGGAAUAGAAGCAGGAUUUGGAUGUCAUUUCCUCUUAAUAUGGAAAGUCUUGCAUGGAAAAGCAGGUUGCAGGUUGCAUACACUCUUGGCAUCAUCAUCACCCUGUCUUGUCCAAUUAUACAGGGUGCUAAUAUAUUGGUUGUUCCUGUUGAUGGAAGCCACUGGGUCAAUAUGAGAAUUCUAAUAGAAGAACUGAAACUUCAUGGGCACAGCAUCACAGUCUUUUAUUUCUCAAAAUCUUGGUACAUCAAAGAGCAGCCUGAUCUAUAUCAAUCCAUUGUGGUUGAAAUUCCAGGAUUUGUUGGGAACAAUGCAAGUGGAGAUGUUAUGCAAAGUUUGAUACAAAAGGCACUAGAAGCCUUACAGAAUGGUUGGUUUUCAUGGGUUAAGUUCCAUUCUGAAAUGAUGUAUUUUAUGCAAUCUUGUCAUACUUGGGUUCGAAACUUUAAUAUUGCAAUUUAUGAAAACAAAAAAUUGUUAAAACAACUUGAAAAUGCCCACUUUGACUUAGUAUUUACUGAUCCUGUUUUUCCAACAGGUGCAAUGCUUGCUCAUCAUUUAAAACUCCCCUCGGUGUUUAAUAUUCGGUGGCUCAUCACUGGGGACCCUCAUUUUCUCCUUGCCCCUUCACCUUCUUCCUAUAUCCCAAUCCCCAGCUUACAAUUGACAGAUAAAAUGAGUUUUCUCCAAAGGACACAAAAUGUCAUCCUAAAUAUUUUUCAAAUGUACUUUUCAAAAUUAUUCAUUCAGUCCAUUUACAAUGAAAUCUGCCAUCGAUAUCUGGGCCCAGACACAGACAUCGAGACAAUUCUCCUAGGAGCAGAUGUGUGGCUGAUAAGAGCAGAUUUUAUAUUUGAAUUUCCGAGACCCACCAUGCCAAACAUUGUUUACAUUGGUGGAUUCCAGUGUAAACCGUCCAAACCUCUAGCAGCAGAGUUUGAAGAGUUGAUCCAAUCCUCAGGGGAACAUGGGAUUAUUGUGAUGUCUUUGGGGACCAUUGUCAACUCUUUGCCAAUGCACAUUACAAUGAAAAUAGCAGAGGCCUUUGCUCAAAUACCUCAGAAAGUUAUCUGGAAACACAAUGGAAAGAUCCCUCCCAACAUAGGAAAUAAUACACUACUGACAAAAUGGAUCCCUCAGAAUGACCUUCUAGGGCACCCCAAGACACGAGCUUUCAUUGCCCAUGGUGGCACCAAUGGAGUUUAUGAAGCCAUCUACCAUGGGGUGCCAGUAGUUGGAAUGCCUCUUCUUUUUGACCAGUUUGACAAUCUAUUCAAACUUGAAAUCCGAGGUGCUGCAAAGGUGAUAUACGUCUCAACCAUGCAGUCAACAGAUCUAUUGCAGGCACUUAACGAGGUCAUAAACAACACUUCUUAUCGGGAUAAUAUGCAGAAACUCUCUGCUCUCCACAGGGAUCAACCAGAGACUCCAUUGGAGAGAGCCAUUUUCUGGAUUGAGUAUGUUGCGCGACACAAAGGUGCAGCACAUUUGCGCUCAGAAUUUUACCAACUCCCCUGGUAUGCUUACUAUUGUGUUGAUGUGAUUUUCUUCCUGUUAUCUAUGUUACUCAUGUUUACAAUGCUGACAGUUCUACUAUUAAAAAAGCUUUGUCAUAUUGCCUGGAAGAAAAAGCAAAAAAUUCAGUAAGUGUUUUGCUGGCAAAGAGGCUUUGAAUUCUUUCACUUUAACAAUAGACACUUCUAAUUCAGUAUCUAUUGCAUUCCUUUCUGGAUAUCAUAAAUUAGGCAUUUGGUGAGGUAUCACUGGAGUCAUAUGUCCGUCAAUCGUACUCCUUUUGAGGAAAAAAGGAGUGGGAAAUGCUGUACUUAUAUCAAAUUUAAUGGAAAGAUCAACAUGUUUCACAAAAAUUUUUCAAAACUAAUCAUCCCAUUUAUUGACAUGUGGUUGAGAAGAUAAAAUAAGAAUGCAAGACUUCUGGGAUUCACUGGCAGAGAAGCCCUUUUCGUUCCAACCAUCCCAACCACUCUGUCAUAGCCAAAGGUUUCCAGCAUAGCUCUCUCUCUCUGUUUGUCAGCAUGUUUGAUACCUCGAGCACACAUCCCUUUUGUGUUGGUCAUGACCUUGCAAACUGUAGGUAAGUUUCUUUUAAGUGAGCUUCGAUAGGCUUGAAUGCAUGGCAGGGGUAAAGAGCUGGCCUCAAUUACACUGCUGUGAACUCCAUGUAGUGCCACAAAAUUAUGUAUGAAAGUGCCUCAAAAUGUAAAUGGAUGUAGGGUAAAACAGAUCCAUCAACAAUUCUGUUAAAGUCUGCGAGGACAGAAAAUGUUAAUUAGAACAAUAAUUAUAAUGUGUUGUUCUAAGUUCCACACUUAGCAUUGGUUUCUCAGUAUUGGUCAGAUCUAGAAACGCUCGGGCUCGUCACAUCUGUGUGUAGACCCAUCGGUACCCAAACACCAAGUGUCACUAUGUUCUGAGGUUCUACCUGUCCCCGGUGUUGCGAAGGAUGGGUCUGGCCACGCUGUCGUGGAACACUCCAAGUAGUUGGACCGUGCCGUACCACCUGUCCCU